AUGCACUUCACUAAGCGCACCGGCUGCGCCCUAUUCGCAAAUUCCGCGAAACUAUUCUCGACAACCUCCCGUCGCCAAUUAUCCGGCCUUAAGAUCAACCACAACCGACUAUGGGAAACGUUGCACGAAACGUGCGAAUGGGGCGCCGCUCAUAGAUACGGCAAGAAUUCCACAGAUACCGGCAUGGCUCGUCUAACCCUGACUGAUGCCGACGCGAGUGUGCGCCGCUGGCUUGAUAAUGAGGUCAGAAAGUUGGGCUGCACGCUCCAUGUGGACCAGAUGGGCAAUAUGUUCGCAAGACAGAAAGGUCGCCUGAACUCGUCGGCGCCUAUGAUCGCCAUGGGCAGUCAUUUAGAUACACAACCGCGUGGCGGUCGGUAUGAUGGAAUUCUCGGCGUAAUGGCGGCAUUGGAGGUACUGCGGACUAUGAAGGAGAAUGGGUAUCAGACGAAUUACGACGUCGGGUUGGUUAAUUGGACUAACGAGGAAGGAGCUCGGUUCCCUAAAUCUAUGUGCUCCUCUGGCGUAUGGGCUGGCGUGAUCCCCAUUGAACAGGCCUGGAGUCUUCGGGAUAUCCAUGAUCCCAACGUGACACUCCGUUCUGAAUUAGAACGACACGGAUACCUGGGAGACAUUCCCUGUUCGCCUGAGGGCUUCCCCCUUGGUGCACACUUCGAGCUGCACAUCGAACAAGGUCCUAUCCUCGUGGAAACCGGCCGGUCGCUAGGUGUAGUCCAAGGUGGCCAAGGGUACAGAUGGCUAACCUUCACCGUGUACGGACGAGAUGCGCACACGGGCACAACCCCAUUCAGCGCUCGUCAGGACCCCCUACUCGCCGCAUCUAAGAUGAUUGCCUCAUCGAAUGAGAUUGCAAAGCAACAUGGGGCGCUGGCAUCUACUGGUGUGCUCAAGAUACCUUCCAAUGCAUCUACGAACACUGUUGCUUCGCAAGUAACGUUCACCCUGGACAUCCGGCAUCUCGAGGAUGAAGUGGUGCACGCUGUGCAGAAGGAAUGUCUCGAAUCCUUCGCUAACAUCGCAAAGCAAGAUGGGAAGGGUGUUUCGUUCGACUGGACGAUGGAUACGGAUUCUGCUGCUGUCAAGUUUGACAAGGACUGCAUUGAUGCAGUUCGCACUGCCGCUGACGAGCUUGUUGGCGCUGGACAAUACAUGGACAUUACCAGCGGUGCUGGACAUGAUACUGUGAAUACUAGUAGACACUGUCCCUCGACUAUGAUCUUCGUCCCGUGCCGGGACGGGGUCAGUCACCAUCCGGAGGAGUAUUGCCGUCCUGAAGAUUGUGCUUUGGGAACUCAAGCUUUACUUGAGGCGGUGGUUAACUACGAUCAAGCUCGGAUGAAGAAAGAGGCCAUUGCAUAG
Aspergillus bombycis is the source of this 1380-nucleotide messenger RNA. RefSeq names its product M20 family metallo-hydrolase. Gene Ontology annotation, molecular function: hydrolase activity, acting on carbon-nitrogen (but not peptide) bonds, in linear amidines. The transcript has 4 exons. Bases 1 to 1380 code for a protein of 459 amino acids. NCBI's taxonomy places the organism in Eukaryota, Fungi, Ascomycota, Eurotiomycetes, Eurotiales, Aspergillaceae. The record is from RefSeq and is a predicted model, not a curated record.